Molecule: messenger RNA, 240 nt
Organism: Emiliania huxleyi CCMP1516
Lineage: Eukaryota; Haptophyta; Isochrysidales; Noelaerhabdaceae
Exons: 2
Coding region: 1-240 (79 amino acids)
Source: RefSeq, a predicted model, not a curated record
AUGUCCCUGCGCACCUGGGUGUUCGCCGCCUAUAUGCUCUAUCCUGUGCUGCACGUCGGGGACGACCUCGAGAAGGACUACCUUGCGGCCAGGGCGGUCGGCAUGCACGCGCUCCUCUUUGACCCGGACGGAAAGGCGGCACACGCGGCGGCGGAGCGGGGCGUGCCUGCGAGCGACGUGAUUCGCUCGCUCGCCGAGGUCCCUUCGCGGAUCGACGAGCUGCUGGGCGCAGCUGUGUAG